This is a messenger RNA of Galeopterus variegatus (Sunda flying lemur), 1340 nucleotides long. It is a transcript of the gene TEKT5, whose product is annotated as tektin 5. The transcript has 6 exons. Gene Ontology annotation, biological process: cilium assembly; cilium movement involved in cell motility. NCBI's taxonomy places the organism in Eukaryota, Metazoa, Chordata, Mammalia, Dermoptera, Cynocephalidae. Gene Ontology annotation, cellular component: nucleus; microtubule cytoskeleton; sperm flagellum. The record is from RefSeq and is a predicted model, not a curated record. Bases 66 to 1340 code for a protein of 424 amino acids.
CCUUUCCUGGUGAUGCCUUUGAUCCCCUGGGCAGAAUCUUGCCCAAGUGGGGCUGAUGGGAGAAAAUGGAGUUUCUUGGGGCCACUCAGACUGCCGGUUACUGUGGUUCCAAGAAAGCCUGUGGCGUGACCGCGCUGCCUCCUGCUGUGCAGACCCCUGUGAUCCAGGAAUGCUACCAGCCCUAUUACCUGCCCGGGUACCGCUAUCUCAACUCAUGGAGACCCAGCCUCUUCUACAAGAUCUCCAGUGCCCAGACCUGCUCUGAUGAGUGCCCCAGUGCCCUGAGGCCACCCACCAUCCUGCCCGCGCUCCGCUCAGCGCUCUUCUGUCGCUACAGCCCCCGUGACUGGGACAAGUCCAACCAGCUGCAGAUGCGUGGGGCUGAGGCAUCGCGGCUGUGGGCUGGCAGGCUGACGGGCGAUUCCAUGCGGCUCAUGCAGGACAAGGACCAGCUGACGCGCCAGAUGCAGGAGGGGACCUCCCGGAACCUGGGCCAGAGGCUGUCGGACAUCGGCUUCUGGAAGUCGGAGCUGAGCUACGAGCUGGAGAGGCUUCUGACCGAGAACCGUAGCAUGGAGAUGGUCAAGAGGAGGCUGGAGUGUGCGGCCGAGGAGGUCAACUGCCCACUGAAGGUGGCCCUGGAGUGUCUAUACCAUCGCGAGAAGAGGAUCGGGAUUGAUUUGGUGCAUGACAAUGUGGAGAAAAAUCUUAUUCAGGAAGUAGAUUUGCUAAAAUGUUGCCAAGAACGGAUGAGAAAAUUAGCUCAAAGAAUUGAUAUUCAGAUGCGGGAUAACCGAGAUGCUCAGCAUGCUCUGGAGAGGGACCUCGAGGACAAGAACUCAGCCCAGUUUAUCGAUGAGAAGUGCUUUAACCUAAGAAACACAUCAGACUGCAUCAGCUUCUUCCAUGGUGUGGAAAAAGUCGAUGGCACGAUCUCUGUACCUGAGACCUGGGCCAAAUUCAGCAAUGACAAUAUCAGGCACUCUCAGAACAUGCGGGCCAACUCCAUCCGGCUGCGGGAGGAGGCAGAACACCUCUUUGAGACCUUGUCGGAUCAGAUGUGGAAGCAGUUCACGGACACCAAUCUGGCCUUCAAUGCCCGCAUCUCCGAGGUGACGGACGUGAAGAAUAAGCUGCAGACUCAGUUGGCCAAGGUGAGCAGAUGCGUCUGGGGACCUUUGUCCCCUCUGCUAAACCCUCACCUUCCUCGAGGGGGCCUUCACAGCAUCCGGGCCAAGCUGCCCCCUACCCUGGUGCUGAAAUGGUCCCAUUCAUCCCUGUCUGCGAUCUUGUCCACCCCCAAAGGGGGCAGGCGCUGUGAGUGUCCUGGUGGGAUUUGA